This is a messenger RNA of Peromyscus eremicus (cactus mouse), 726 nucleotides long. RefSeq names its product surfactant protein C (gene Sftpc). The record is from RefSeq and is a predicted model, not a curated record. Bases 14 to 589 code for a protein of 191 amino acids. The transcript is spliced from 6 exons. NCBI's taxonomy places the organism in Eukaryota, Metazoa, Chordata, Mammalia, Rodentia, Cricetidae. Gene Ontology annotation, biological process: respiratory gaseous exchange by respiratory system. Gene Ontology annotation, cellular component: extracellular region; alveolar lamellar body.
GAGAGCCUACAAAAUGGAUGUGGGUAGCAAAGAGGUCUUGAUGGAGAGUCCCCCGGAUUACUCAGCAGGUCCCAGGAGCCAGUUCCGCAUCCCAUGCUGCCCCGUGCACCUCAAACGCCUUCUCAUCGUGGUGGUGGUGGUGGUCCUUGUUGUCGUGGUGAUCGUAGGGGCCCUGCUCAUGGGCCUCCACAUGAGUCAGAAACAUACCGAGAUGGUUCUUGAGAUGAGCAUUGGAGCACCGGACACUCAGAAACGCCUAGCCCUGAGUGAGCACAUGGACACCAUCGCUACCUUCUCCGUCGGUUCCACUGGGAUUGUUGUGUAUGACUACCAGCGGCUCCUGACUGCCUAUAAGCCAGCUCCGGGAACCCACUGCUACAUCAUGAAGAUGGCUCCAGACAGCAUCCCUAGUCUUGAGGCUUUUACUAGAAAAUUCCAGAAUUUCCAGGCCAAGCCCUCAGCAUCCACCUCUAAGCUGGGCCAGGAGGAAGCACAUGAUACCGGUUCCGAGUCUUCUGGGAGAGACCUGGCUUUCCUAGGCCUUGCUGUGAGCACCUUGUGUGGAGAGCUACCACUAUACUAUAUCUAGGACCCCUCAGGGUCGGCGGAAACCGCAUCGGGACAGGAAAGACCUGCAGCAAAAGGUCUUUUGCAGACAGCAGGAAGCUGCUCUUGUUCAUGCCCGACAGGACAGAGUAGAAGCCAGUAGAGGAGAGGUGUCUCCUA